UCGCUCUCCCCUCUCCAAUUCUCACAGACGGAGCUUCCCCUGACAAAAUGCAGGUCCCAUUAAUUCGUCUUCAAUGUGGUGUCAACAGCUACGACUGGGGUAGGACGCAGUACAGCUUCUAUUUUUGGUUUCCCCGCACUGAACACCGUCCCUAGGCAAGGUCGGCCAACAGUCUCUGGCUGCGAAAUACGCUGCCACUACGGCUGGUCCAGAUUUUUCGAUAGAGGCUGAAAGGCCAUAUGCAGAGCUAUGGAUGGGCACACACCCUUCCCUCCCUUCCAGGGAUGUCGCAACUGACAGAACACUUCUUGACCUCGUCCAAGAUAACCGGGCUUUAAUGUCCAUUGAGAUUUCCGAGAAAUAUGGCGGAAAGCUGCCUUUCCUUUUCAAGGUUCUAUCUAUCCGGAAAGCCCUCAGCAUUCAGGCCCAUCCGAACAAAAAGCUUGCGGAGGAGCUUCACGCGAGAGAUCCCAGGAACUAUCCUGGUGAGUUCGUGCAAGGCUAGCUCGAGCUUUAUUGAAUAUGUUUAGUUGAUGGACCUAGAUGACAACCAUAAACCCGAGAUGGCGAUUGCUCUUACACCGUUCGAGGGAUUGUGCGGCUUCCGUCCCUUGUCCGAGAUCGUCCACUUCCUCAAUGCUGUGGCCCCCCUUCGCAGUCUGGUAGGAUGUCAAGCUGCAGAGGAGUUUGAGACGAUCGUGACAGGUUCUGAAUACUCCGAAGAUCCCGCAGUUCUCGGCAGGAACAAAGAUGCUUUGCGAGCCAUCUUCACCUCUUUGAUGCAGUCCUCCCAUGAGGCGGUCGAGGAAGCUGCAAAAGACCUUGUGGCUGCCGCUGAAAGUUCUCCCGAGACAUUUGCAGUAUCUGCCACCUCGCUUUCUACAAACCCGAGCACUCCGGAGCAGCUUGCCGCGGUUAUUACCCGUCUUAACGGCCAGUUUCCGGGAGACGUUGGGUUAUUUGUGUUUUUCUUCCUCAAUUACGUUCAACUUGAGCCUGGUGAGGCCAUGUUUUUGAAAGCAGACGAUGUCCACGCGUACAUUUCCGGCGACAUCAUCGAAUGCAUGGCAUCAUCGGACAACGUGGUGCGAGCUGGCUUUACGCCAAAGUACAAGGAUGUCGAUACACUUACGCGUAUGCUGACAUACUCCUACGCGCCCAUCGAGGAGCAGAAACUGCAACCGACUGACUACCCAUAUGCCAUUCUGAACGUUCCUGCGUACUCUAGCGGAUCGGAAUCCGUUCUCUACGACCCACCGAUCGAUGAAUUUAGUGUUGUGAAGACGGACCUGAAGCGGGGGGGUGCUAAGGCGACAUUCGACGGCAUACCGGGACCCAGCAUCUUCAUAUGUACUCACGGAGAGGGAAAGAUCAGAGUUGGAAAUAAGACCGAGGAGGUUAAAGAGGGAUAUGUCUUUUUCGUGGGGGCGAAUGCUGAGUGCAUUAUUGAGAGUACUGCAAGUGGAGAAGACGUCUUCACCACUUACAAGGCCUUCUGCGAGCUGGGUGCAGGGGAGGUUUUGGUUAACGGACAUCUGUGAAGGAACACCAGUUAGACAAGUCGAGAUUCUAAUAUUAAUAUAAUAUUUCCCCGAUC
Molecule: messenger RNA, 1597 nt
Organism: Monascus purpureus
Lineage: Eukaryota; Fungi; Ascomycota; Eurotiomycetes; Eurotiales; Aspergillaceae
Source: the annotation of a GenBank genome assembly